UUCAGUAUCGUUCCAAAUGAAACGCAAAAAGGUCCAAAUAUUUUCGCUCGUGUAUUUUGCAUUUAUAUGGAAAUAAAAAUGGCUUUAUAGUUUGCGCGCAAACAAAACACAAGCACGAACAGUGCCCCAACACACAAAGUUAUGAAAAUGUUAACAAAAAAGAUUGCCACCAUGGCGUCCUCACAACAACAACAACCAGCGUUCAUCACAUUCUACGAAACGUCUUCAAUAUAUUCACCAUAUAUCACAUCAAGUUUAGAUUCCGAUUUCGCCUUUGACUUCACAUAUGACAAUGGAGAGUUUAGAUUUGCCCCAAGAGUUGUUCUGGGAUCCGAAGCUGGAGCCAGCCUCGCCGCCUUCGGCAGUGACCAGCGAGCUCUUUUCGCUUGACGACCCAACAACUACUUUUCUCUAUGACGAUAACUUUGCAAACGGUAUUACGCUCUUGAGCGUCGACGAGGCGGACAUUUUGCAGAAGGCUGCAACUAUGGGAUUGCUGAGCGACGAGGAUUUCGUUGUCGAAUUUUCGGAUCUCAAGGAUGAAGAGUGCCUUCUAGACCAAAAGGCGCUGCAUUACAUCGACUAUGAAACGACAGGCUUCCCACAGCACGUCGAUGUGGUGUCGCAGGAUAUGCUGCCCAUUACCAAAGUGCAGGUGACUGCAAAUGCCGCUGAUUUCCAACAUGGCGAGUCGUCUUUGAUAUUACAACAACUGACGCCGCCUCAAUCGCCGCCACAUUUCGAUGCCCAUCAACAGCAGCAGCAGCAGCCGGAGCUGGUCAAGCAGGAGCCGAAAGUGCUGGCAUAUGCCACGGAAGCUACAACAGGAACAGGUGCUGCUGGUGCGCCCUACGGCUUCAACAACUGGGUGCCGGACAAUGAAAUCACACGCGAAACCCAAUUAGUUGAUGACAUUGUCAACAUGCGCGCCCAAGAGCUGCAGCUGCCCAUCAACUGGGAGCAGUACAACGAUGACUGCGAAUCUCAGGCAUCAUCAUCCCUGGGCAGCAGCAGCAGCAGCAGCAGUAGCAGCAACGGUGACAUCAGCGCCGCUGACAGCAGCAUUGCGGAUGCGGACGAGGAUUGGAUGCCCGAGAGCAGCAGCAGCUCGCCCGCACACACCAUCGGCGAGGAGCAGCAGUCGACAUUAUCUGCCAGCAGCAGCAGCAGUUCAUCUAAGGCCAAAAAGCGAACGCGCACCUAUGGACGCGGCGUGGAGGAUCGCAAGAUAAGAAAAAAAGAGCAGAACAAAAAUGCGGCCACACGCUAUCGCCAGAAGAAGAAAAUGGAAAUGGAGCAUGUGCUGGGCGAGGAGCAGGAACUGAUGCAGGCGAACGAGGCACUGCGUCGCACACUCUCCGAGCGACAGCACGAGUCGCGCUAUUUGCGCCAGCUCAUACGCGAGUUCUACAGGGAGCGCAAGCAAUAGAAACUGUUGCCUCAAGUUCAAAAUCAUGUUUUCCCCCACACUUAAUUUUAAUGCUUUUUGCAAAGUUAUCGUUAUCGUUAUUGUCACGUUGUAAAUCCCCAGAUCCUACCCCGCCCCCACAUAUAAGAUAAACAAUAUCCCAACUUCACACACUUACCCCCUGCAUUCGGCGACAAAUGCAAAACCAACAUGCCCACAGCUUUAGCUGCCCGUCCUGGCCAGCAUUUUGGCACUUAUGACAAGUCGCCUCGCAGCGGCUUCGAAACUUUAAGCCAGUGCUGGCCUAGGACAAUCCAACAACACAGAUUGCCGCACAGGCCAAUGUGCCACAAUAAUUGGCACUCGAAUUCAAAGAUUUAAAAAAACUUUAUCGAAAACCUUAUUUGUUCUUAAUCACAUCAUGUUUAUAAAACCCUGUGCGGCGGCCGCUAGCUGUGAUCAUAUUUUUUGUUCUUUUUUUUUGCAUUUGUUGCCAGAAUGCUCUUGACAACUUUGAAAUCAUUCAUUUUAUUUUUUAACAAUAAACGUUAUACAGCAUAUUAUGAGUAAUAAACUAAAA
This is a messenger RNA of Drosophila montana, 1988 nucleotides long. It is a transcript of the gene crc, whose product is annotated as bZIP transcription factor crc. The transcript has 5 exons. Gene Ontology annotation, cellular component: nucleus. Gene Ontology annotation, molecular function: RNA polymerase II transcription regulatory region sequence-specific DNA binding; DNA-binding transcription activator activity, RNA polymerase II-specific. Gene Ontology annotation, biological process: regulation of transcription by RNA polymerase II. Lineage: Eukaryota; Metazoa; Arthropoda; Insecta; Diptera; Drosophilidae. Bases 287 to 1429 code for a protein of 380 amino acids. The record is from RefSeq and is a predicted model, not a curated record.